Molecule: messenger RNA, 795 nt
Organism: Ostertagia ostertagi
Lineage: Eukaryota; Metazoa; Nematoda; Chromadorea; Rhabditida; Trichostrongylidae
Source: the annotation of a GenBank genome assembly
AUGUGUCAUCUCUUAUUUGUGUUGACUAACUGUCCAAAUUUGUUCAGGAAGUCAAUCCGACAUGGUCCGAUGAGAAAGCUUUUCCAAGAAGCUCGACGAAUUGUGAUUGCACAGAUCCAACAUAUCACGUACAAUGAAUUCGUGCCAAUUAUAGUCGGAAAGGAGAACCUGAAAAAGCACGCAUUGGAUUUGCAAGUGAAUGGCUACGAUAGCCGUUAUGACAUGAAUAUUGACGGAUCAACAUUGAAUGUAUUCGCCACUGCUGUCGGCCAAUUCUUCCUUACUCUGCUGCCGGACAAGAUUACUGUAACAGAUUCAUUUGGGAACACCAAAAGAGAGGAGCCUCUGGGAAAGGUUUUCAACGAUCCCUCCUUUAUCUAUCAACGAAAUCGCCUCGACGCCGUGGUGCGAUUCCUUACUCGAUCGCCCAUUAUGAAACCUGGGCUACACCUAACUCCCGAGCUGAAGAACACUUUCAGAAGAGGUGGCGGCUCCACAGAGCAAGGAAUUGACAUGGCCGCACAAAUUAUACAAAUGGGAAGAGAUCAUGGAAUUCCUAGCUAUCUUCAGUGGAGGCGGCAUUGUCAACUGGACAACGUGCAGUCUUUCGCGUCCAUGUCAACCAAAACGAAGCGCGGUGAUCGCUUCUGGUAUGAGAACUUUUUCUAUCCGUCUGCUUUCUCAACAUCUCAACUGGAAGAAAUUCGUAAGACUACGUUGGCUCGAAUUAUCUGUGACAAUACCGAUGAUUUGCGCUUCAUACAGCACAAUGUGUUCUCGCUUCAGGACGACUAC